AUGGCUCCACCGACGACCUCCAAACCGGAGCGACGUCAAAGUAAGAUGUCAUUAUUCGAUCUCUUCUCCAAACCAAAGGUCGAAAGGUCUCGCGGAUAUCAUGAGACCGGACUCGCUCCCUAUAGCCUCCUCCAAAAUCGUGUCGAUAGCUUGACGAGCUUCGGAACUAGCAGUCUCGAUCUCAAUGGGGAUGGAGCUUCUGAUGCUGGCAGCCUCCGGAAUGGCUCGAAGCGAUUGUCCACCACCGUUACCAAAGAUUCCUUCGUUCGGCUGGAUGACAAGAUCUUUGUUCUGGUUACCGCGGGUUAUGUACUUCAAUAUGCCGGAAGCGGACCUAGCGACCGGAAACCGGAGAAAAUUCUUCGACUGGGACCGCAGUCUGCCGCAUUUGCCAGUGAUUUGAUUCCAGGGCGACAUUGGGUUCUACAGAUUUGCGAGCGCGUUGAUCAAAGCGGAAGGAAUACACCAGGCCUGUCAACAUCUGCAAAUGACGACAAGGUACGCGGAUUCUUUAGGCGACUCGGAUCUCGCGCCCAUGGAAAAACUCGGAGUACCUCUUUGUUUCUGUUGGUGCUUGAGAGCCCGGAAGAAAUGGAUCUGUGGUUGAAGGCGAUGCGAAAGGCGAUUGGUGAUCUCUCAGGACGGAAACGCGAACCGGAGCCAGGAUGUCGCAGUAGCGAAGAUCAAAAGAAUGAAGAACGACCGGUCCAUCGUUUCUCAGUGCACAGGGAGAAGAUGAAUGGGUCUCUACGG
Messenger RNA from Eremomyces bilateralis CBS 781.70, 753 nucleotides. RefSeq lists its product as uncharacterized. Lineage: Eukaryota; Fungi; Ascomycota; Dothideomycetes; Eremomycetales; Eremomycetaceae. The record is from RefSeq and is a predicted model, not a curated record. The transcript has 2 exons. The annotation marks the transcript as partial.